AUGGCCGCUGAAAACGUGCUUUUCCAGCAAGGAGCGGAGGCAAAGAUAUAUUCAUCCACUCUUGUUUCUAAGCCAGUUAUCGUGAAAGAAAGAUUUAAGAAAGAAUACAGGCAUCCAGUCCUAGAUGGGAAACUCACACAUCGCCGCACGUCGCAAGAGGUUCGGUCAAUGGCAAGAUGCAGAAAAGCAGGAAUCUCAACUCCUGUAGUUUAUUUCGUCGAUUAUAUUUCGCAUAAAAUAUACAUGGAGAACGUUCUGAAUGCAGUGCCGGUUAAAGACGUUAUUAACCGCAAGCUUGGGCAAGCCUCAGAGGAAGAUACGCAGAUAGACUUGGAUAUAUUAGCUCAAAAGUUGGGCGCAAUGUUGGGCAAGAUGCAUGCAGUAGAUGUGAUUCACGGUGAUUUAACCACAUCAAAUAUGUUGCUACGUGCAGGGGAAGAUAUCGUUCUCAUCGACUUCGGUUUGAGUUAUAUAUCUUCACUCGUUGAGGACAAGGGUGUUGAUUUGUACGUGUUAGAACGAGCGUUGCUCAGUAGUCAUCCUAAUACCGAGCUAUUUUUUGACGAGGUUUUAAAGAGUUACGCUAACUCAUACGAGAGUGCAGAAAAGGCGGAAGAGGUUCUAAAGAAGUUGGAUGAAGUUCAACUGCGAGGACGGAAAAGGGUCAUGGUCGGUUGAACUUUUCACCAGGACAGACUUUUUGUAGAUGGUUUAUGAUUACCAAUGAAGCAUUGCCUUUGUCGUUAAUUAAUGUUGUAUCAAAUUAGACUGUUUUACAAGCUAGCUAAAAGUUCUAGGAGGAUUCGAAGUGACAUGAAAAUAUGUCCACAAACACCUUGAAUUAUCUUUUUAUUUCAUAUUCUGAAAUAGUAAAUUUCUUAUAAAUUAACAUAAUCACAUCUAUGUUUGGAUCCCAUUUGAAUU
This is a messenger RNA of Dendronephthya gigantea, 924 nucleotides long. Its product is annotated as EKC/KEOPS complex subunit Tp53rk-like. The record is from RefSeq and is a predicted model, not a curated record. Gene Ontology annotation, cellular component: EKC/KEOPS complex; cytosol; nucleus. Gene Ontology annotation, molecular function: protein serine/threonine kinase activity; ATP binding. Gene Ontology annotation, biological process: protein phosphorylation. Lineage: Eukaryota; Metazoa; Cnidaria; Anthozoa; Malacalcyonacea; Nephtheidae. The coding region runs from base 1 to 678 and encodes 225 amino acids. The transcript has a single exon.